Molecule: messenger RNA, 288 nt
Organism: Caenorhabditis auriculariae
Lineage: Eukaryota; Metazoa; Nematoda; Chromadorea; Rhabditida; Rhabditidae
Source: the annotation of a GenBank genome assembly
AUGUACUGCUGUUCCCACACUCCGUUCUCUGUUAGCGAACCUCGUGGAUCUAGGCUCUCAAUCCGCGCAGAAUACUACGACUCUCACUCCCCUUUUACGGCUCCCUCGGUAAAAAUUGUAGAUUACCGCGCUAACGCAGCAGCUCAUGCGCAAUAGGAAUCGAAGGGAGCCGAAAACGCCGUCACGCUGGCCGACUACAUGCCUCUCAACGACUACACUCUGAAGCAAGACAAUCGUCUCCACGUUGUCGCCUACACCAGAAGGAUGAUCGGCCGCUCAGUUAUAUAG